AUGGCGGGUGGGGGAGAUUCUGUAGUGCUUGCGCUGCCGCACCAGGUUGCUGGUGGUUUCCAAGGUGAAGCAAGAGCCCAAGAGCGAUCUGGUGACUGGGGCGAUGCGCGUCUGGCCGUGUUUUUUCGCGAGACGACCGCGAAAGUGGGCCACUUUAGCACUUUUAUGGGGAACACAUGCCCUGAAACUGACAUUGACCUGCUGAUGAUUGGCGCCUCUGCGGAUUCCCUCGCUAACCAACCAGCGCGGAUGGGAAGCGGGCUGACAACGGCGUUGUCAAGCGUCCCAGGUCUGCCGGUAGGCCCUGGAUUGAUCCUUGUUUGUCCGGUCAGGACUGCUAUUUUUGAAGUCGCUCAAACGACUUGCUCAAUGAAUAACUAUACUACACUGAAAGAAUCUAUCCAGAACGCUCCACUACGUAUGUUUUUGGACAUUCAUUCAACUUUCGAUCAGCAUGCCCUUCUAGGCGCUGAGGAGGCAAUCAGUAGAGGUGUCGCCCAGUCGGCGAUCUUGGAUGAAAACGGUUCUGAUGAGCAGAAAUGGCCCAUAGAGGCAAUUAACGCUAGCGCUGAACCGCAGGGAAUAUGCGUCCAUGAGAAGAAGCCCCCCUCAGCAUAA
Messenger RNA from Colletotrichum truncatum, 618 nucleotides. RefSeq lists its product as uncharacterized. The record is from RefSeq and is a predicted model, not a curated record. NCBI's taxonomy places the organism in Eukaryota, Fungi, Ascomycota, Sordariomycetes, Glomerellales, Glomerellaceae.